AUGGCGCGAAAGGUGGUUGCCUCUCCAGGGAAUGGUCUAAAAUACGAGCAGGCUGCGUGUCCAACAAAAUGCGCCAAAGAAGUCUGUCACGGCUGCUUCUCACGGAGAGGAAAGGAGGGAGGGUCUCAGCUGAGCUCUGUUCUCCAGCUCUACCUCCAACUGGAAGACCCUGACAUCACUUAGGAAGUACCCACCAUGGACCCCCUCAGUCUGCUGGCCAAGGUUACAUUUAACUGUUUCACCAUCAGUGACGGGGAACGACAAGAGAUCGGAGUGGGACUCUACCCCAGUAUGUUGUUGCUGAACCAUGACUGCAGAUCCAGCUGUGUGAUGCUGUUUGAGGGAAAAACACUCCACCUCCGAUCCAUCAGAUGUGACUGGGAAGAGCUCUUACAGUAGUGUAGUUAUAUUCUGGCUCCAGUGGGUCCCGCUGUCCCUGCUGUCCCUGAUGGUAAUGUAAACAGUCUCAGGGUGACAGACCUAGCCCUGGACGCCUGCAUUAACCUGGCCCACAGGGACACAGCACUGGCCUAUGGCACCAAGACCCUGGAGCCUUACAGGCAGUACUACCCAGACCCCCACCCUGCCCACACCAUCCAGCUGAUGAUGGUGGCCAAGAUUCAGCACUUCCUGGUUCGCCUGGAGGACGAACAGCACAAACUGAGACUGUAUGACAUCAUGAAGGCUACCGAUGGCAACCAGCACCCCUUGACCUCUGACCUCAUCAGGAUAUUGGAGGAGUGUCAGGUGGAGAUGGACUGCGCCUAGCAACCCGCCCUAGGUAGGGGAUUUGAGAAGUCCAUGGCUGUUCAGAAAGUAGUACAUGUUGUUGUAUUGCAUAUGAUGGUGGUGCAG
This is a messenger RNA of Coregonus clupeaformis (lake whitefish), 855 nucleotides long. RefSeq names its product SET and MYND domain containing 3 (gene smyd3). The record is from RefSeq and is a predicted model, not a curated record. NCBI's taxonomy places the organism in Eukaryota, Metazoa, Chordata, Actinopteri, Salmoniformes, Salmonidae. Gene Ontology annotation, molecular function: protein binding. Gene Ontology annotation, cellular component: nucleus. The transcript has 7 exons.